AUGAGCCCCUCAUGGGCGCUUUUACUCUGUAUUCUGGCCCAUUUACCGUGGUCGGCCCUCCUGAAACGUCAUUAUCGGCGCUAUCGACCUCACAAUUACCAGUUGACUCUCUCCAUUCGAAAUCAUAACGUCACAGAUGCCAGAUUCUUUCGUCUCAUUGGUGUCGAUAACACUGCCGACUUCUUUGUAGCGCCCGGGAAGACAUUCACCAAGACUUAUGAGGUAGGAGGAUGGAUGGAUAAACUUUAGUUCUGAUAAGUUUAAUAUGGAGUUUAUGGAAGAAUAAGAGCAAAUCUGUUUUGUUAAGGCUCUAGAUAGAGGAUUCAUGCCAUAACGGACUACAUGAUUACAUUUUUCAUGGCAUUAAUUUUUCAGGUUAGCCGUAAGGGAUGGUGGACGUUGAUAGUUGAGUUCCCGGAUAAUAAAUUUGCUCGGUCGCCCAAGAAAAUCAUCUCACGAGACUCUUAUCCGCAUUGGAUCAUGGAAGUAAGCACAAUUCUUACAUUUUAAAUUAACAAUACCCAAAUUAAUACAAUCAAACUUUCUGUAGGUCUACUACUAUCCUGGCCAGGUGGGUUUCAGUGAAUGGCACAAAAUGCGACGACGAAAGUACCGGCAUUACCGAGUAAUCGACUAG
This is a messenger RNA of Bursaphelenchus xylophilus (pine wood nematode), 637 nucleotides long. Lineage: Eukaryota; Metazoa; Nematoda; Chromadorea; Rhabditida; Aphelenchoididae. The record is from the annotation of a GenBank genome assembly.